UUGAACAACAUAAAACGAUUUAGGAAUAUUAUUUUCCCUUUUGUGGGAGUAAAAGCUCGUCUAAUUUAGCCACUUAAUGACCAAAAAAAGUUUUUUUAGUUAGUUAUUAAAAUUCCAACAAUGAAGUUUAAAUUUGUGAGUUUGCAGGUUUAUGCGGAUCAGAUGAGCAGCACACAUGGCUGCAUGCCUGACCUGCGCACUGGCGCUGAUCUGCAGCCAUCCAUUCCAUCACCACUUGGUUUCCUCUUUCUCACUUCAGGAGGAACGAAGACAGCAGUUCAGUUUGGACGAGCGGAGGGGCUGCAGCAGCAGCGCGCGGGCUCGGAAGUUUCACUGAUAAGAGAACUUUUUUUUUUUUUUUUUAACAAAGCUGUGGUGUGUUUGGCUGCUAAUAUUUGCUUCGAGAAGGGAAUGAAUCUUUUUUCACUAAGAGAAGUUUGCACCACAACCGGUUUUGAGGAGGCGGCAAGGCGCGGCGGAUCCAGCAGCAGCUGCAGCAGCAGCGCCAGGCUCACAAUGCGUCCGGAGUGAGCGGAGCAGUCAGGGAGACAAACGGAUUCACGGCCGAGCGAGCCCCCCUUUCAUCCCUCUUUUUAAACCGGAUUGGAGACCCCUUUAAUCCAGGACUGAUUUCGAUUUGUUUUCUUGUCUUGUGGAGUUGAGAUAGAGCUGAUCUCUCAACGACGACGACUGAUUCAAUCUCCAAACUCAGCCAUGACGUCUCCAGCGAAAUUCCGAAAGGACAAGGAGAUCGUGGCCGAAUAUGAAACUCAAGUCAAAGAGAUCCGUGCCCAGCUGGCAGAGCAGCUCAAAUGUCUGGACCAGCAGUGUGAGCUGAGGGUGCAGCUCCUUCAGGACCUGCAGGACUUCUUCAGAAAGAAGGCCGAAAUCGAGAUGGACUACAGCCGAAACCUGGAGAAGCUGAGCGAGAGGUUCCUCACCAAAACGCGCAGCACCAAGGACCACCAGCUCAAGAAGGAGCAGAGCAUCUUAUCGCCGGUGAACUGCUGGAACCUGCUGCUGCUUCAGGUGAAGAGGGAGAGCCGCGACCACGCCACCCUGUCCGACCUCUACCUCAACAACAUCAUACCCCGCUUUGCACAGAUCAGCGAGGAUUCGGGAAGGCUCUUCAAGAAGAGCAAAGAGAUUGGAGCCCAGCUGCAAGAGGACCUGAUGAAAGUGCUUAAUGAGCUUUACGGGGUGAUGAAGACGUAUCACAUAUACAACACUGACAGCAUCAAUGCCGAGUCGAAGCUGAAGGAGGCGGAGAAGCAGGAGGAGAAGCAGAUGGGCCGCUCCAGUCGGCAGGAGGACCGCCAAACGCCGCGCUCCCCCGACACUCUGGCCAGCAUCAAGACUGACGAGAAGCCCGUUCGACGCUCCAGCGUCAAAAAAAUCGAGAAGAUGAAGGGGAAGAGACAAGCCAAGUACACGGAGAACAAACUCAAGGCCAUCAAGGCCAGGAACGAGUACCUCAUAGCGCUCGAGGCCACCAACAGCUGUGUCUUCAAAUAUUACAUCCAUGACCUCUCCGACAUCAUUGACUGCUGUGACCUGGGCUACCACGCCAGCCUGCAUCGAGCGCUGAGGACCUACUUAUCUGCAGAGCAGAAUGUGGAGUCGUCCAAGCACUCUGGCCUGGAGGCCCUGGAAGGAGCAGCUGAGAGUCUGGAGGCCAACGGGGACAAACAGAAAGUGAUGGAGACCUACAACAACAUUUUCUGUCCACCAGCUCGCUUUGAUUUCCAGUCCCAUAUGGGGGACACGAUGGGGGUGAUGUGUGCGCAGCAGCCUCUGGAUGUUGAUCUGAACCAGAGGUGUCAGCACCUGCAGCCGCGGCUCUCCACUCUGAAGAUCGAGAACGAGGAGGUGAAGAAAACAAUGGAGGCCACUCUGUCCACCAUCCAAGACAUGGUGACCGUGGAGGACUUUGACGUCUCCGAGUGCUUUCACCACAGCAACAGCAUGGAGUCCGUCAAGUCCACCUUCAGCGAAUCGUAUUUGAGCAAGCCCAGCCUGGCCAAGCGGCGCGCCAACCAGCAGGAGACGGAGCAGUUUUACUUCACCAAGCUGAAGGAGUUUCUGGACGGCCGAAGCCUGAUCACCAAGCUGGAGGCCGAGCACGACCUGAUUGAAAAGACCCUGGGAGAGAGUCAGAAAAGCGACUGUUGCCUUGCCAGUGGAAGGAGAAACUCCAGCGUACGGAAGCAGGACUCAGGUGAAGCCAUCCCUCUCAUGGUGGAGAGCUGCAUCCGCUUCAUCAGUCGCCAUGGCUUGCAGCACGAGGGGAUCUUCAGAGUGUCGGGCUCUCAGGUGGAGGUUAAUGACAUCAAGAACGCCUUUGAGAGAGGUGAAGACCCGCUGGCAGAGGAACAGAACGAGCACGAUCUAGAUUCUAUUGCUGGUGUUCUGAAGCUGUACUUCAGAGGACUGGAUCAUGCCCUCUUCCCUAAAGAAGUCUUCCAUGAUCUCAUAUCCUGCGUCUCAAUGGAGAGCCUCCAGGAGAGAGCAGUCCAUAUUAAAAAAGUUCUGCAAUCGCUGCCAAGUAAAACCCUCAUCAUCAUGAGAUACCUGUUCGCCUUCCUCAAUCAUCUGUCUCAGUACAGCGAGGAAAACAUGAUGGACCCCUACAACUUGGCUAUCUGCUUCGGUCCCACCCUGAUGUCUGUCCCUGAAGGCCACGAUCAGGUGUCCUGCCAGGCGCACGUCAACGAGCUCAUCAAGACCAUCAUCAUCCACCACGACACCAUAUUUCCGGGGCCGCAGGACCUGCAGGGCCCCAUUUACACCAUCCCUGGAACGGGAGAUGACUUCUGUGACAGUCCACACUGUGAGCCCCCUCCUGUGAAAGAACCGGCACCGGACACGGUUUCAGUCGGCCCCACCAGUGAAGACGGCUCAUUGCGUGUUUCAGAGUCUGAGCCCGUGGAAGCCAUCGCCAAGUUCGACUACACGGGCCGCUCCAGCCGGGAGCUCUCCUUCAAAAAGGGGGCGUCUCUGCUUCUGUUCCAGCGGGCUUCCAACGACUGGUGGGAGGGGCGGCACAACGGCGUGGACGGCCUGGUGCCCCAUCAGUACAUCGUGGUCCAAGAAACGUCGGAUUUGGGAAGAGGAAGUCCAAAAUCUGAGGUGGACGGCCUGCUGGAGGAGAGGGUGUCCACCAGAGGCAGCGUGGCCUCGCCCACAGGACCUCAUGUGGCUGACAUCUACCUGGCCAACGUCAACAAGUUGAGGAAGCGGACCGAGCCUGGAAACAUCAGAAGAGCCUUCCGCUCGGAGAGUGACGGUCCGAGCGCAGGAACCAGCGGCAGCGGGGCAGGAGGGGCAAGGACCGCCUCUCUUUCUGUGGGCGGGGCUCUGGCGAAAGACACGGGAGACAAGCGGCCAAUGAGCACUCACAACAUCCUCAACUCUGUCACUCGCCACUCCUCCCUCAAAACAAAGGUGGAGAGUCCACAGCUCCGGAAGACGACCCCUGCAGGACGCUCCAAGAGCUUCAGCAACCACAGACCGCUGGACCCGGAGGUUUACACGCAGGUGGAGCACAGCUCGCAGGACCUGCAGGACGCUGCCCUGACCGAACUCAGCAAGCUGGAGAGACAGAGCGCCUCAAAGCACGCGCCCGACGUGGUCCUGGACACGCUGGAGCAGCUGAAGGGCAUGGGCUGCGGCGGCGGCGGCGGCGGGGCAUCCGAGCCCUCCAGCCCCCUCCACUCUCGUCUGCUGCGGGACAGCGAGGGCUGCUCCUCCCACGUCCACCCGCUUCAGAGGAGCGCCUCCUCGGCCAGCGACGUGCCCUCCUCCUUCCGGCCCAACAAGAGCCAGCCGCGGAGCCCCCUGCCCUCCGCCACGUCCCCCUCCCUGUCCUCCUCCUCGCUCUCCUCGUCCGUGCCCUCCUUCAGGGAGCCACGCCCCCCGGCAACCAGACCCAAACCCGUGGUGUUCCCAAAGAGUGCGGGGGGGAGCAGCAGUCCGGCGAUGGGCUCCCCGACCUCCACUGUCCCCCCCGUGUCGCCGACGCCUCCCGCCGGCCACACGCACUCUCUCCCACACGCCCCACCACCCCCACCUCCACCCCAGUCUAACGACAAAUCCUGCCCGGCUUAAAUUCCCAAAAAUAUGAAACUUACAUUUGAUCCCAAAAGUCUCUUCAGAGUCGGAUAAACAUUUUUUUAAUCUGGUACCAAAGCUGGACCCCAAAUCCACCAGUCACAUCUUUGAGUCCAGAAUAAUUCUGAAGAUGCUCGUCUCUUUUGUGCCAAAACUCUGCCCCCUCCUGGCAGCUCUGCUUUACUACGCUCCAUUUGAUCAAACUUUUUUUUCUUUUUUUUUUUUUCAAAGAAACAAAACUUCAGGGCGGGGACCGACAGACGUGCAGCACCUAGAGUCGAAUUUGUGAUGUUUAAAAAUGUCUGUGGGGAAGAAAAUAACGCAGAUCUGAAGCAAAAAAAGGCACUGUUUGAAUUAGUGUGUGGAGAAUAUUACAGGGUUUGUUGCUUCCUUCUUUUUUCCCAGAACAAAUAGCAGCGUUUGACUUCAGCGGGGAAAAAAAUCAAACUGUGAAUGGAAUUUUUUUUUUUUUUUAAACGAAACACUCAGAGUUGCUGCUUCAGAAGUGACAAACUGGUGUCUGGUGUGAAUUUUUGGGAUGUUGGGAGGAAGGAAUCCAAACCCCAGUGUGAGAUGUGUGACUUGGAGCAUUAUUUUAACUCUUCUUCCAGCCUUUUAUUUGUUAGUGUUUUUCUUGUAGCUUAAAAAAUAACGUGUAACUAACGUGGGAACAGAUGUUCCAGUUAUAUUAUAGCAAUAAAACAGUGGGAGCUGGUGGUUGUGGCAUUAUGCAGCUCUAAUGUUUAUGGGGGGAUGCUGAGUUCCUACAUUUUUUUUUUUUUUUUUUUCGUCGUGGGACCAUAAACACACGUGCACGUUUUACCCUUCAAUGUGUGUGCGGUGUUUUGUGGCAGCUAAAACACCUCGCAGGUUUUCCUCGCAUGCUGGAGUCAUGCACCGCAGCUGCACUACACUACAACAACAUACUCCGCCAUUAACAGUUAAAAUACUGUAUAUUUAAUAAUCACGAUAAUAACUGGAAGCAUGCAUCUGAGGAUUGUCUCCUGUGUAGAUAAAAAGCACAACCAACCACCUAAUUUUUUUUUUGUUUUUGUAAAUCGACUGUUGCCAGUUUUUUUUCUUCUCCACAAGCAGAUCUGCAGGAUGGAUAUCUUUACCUGCAGGUCAGAAAAUGUGCAUCACUUCAUGGAAAGUGUCAAACAGGAAGUCUCAUGUUCAGCAGCCAUGAUGGUUUCCUCCAAUAAGUAAAUGUAAAAAACAAGGAGAAGCUGCCCCCUAUAGGGAAGAAAGCAGAUUUUUGGGGUAGAAAGACACAAAAACCACAACUUUUAUCCAAUGAUGUAUUAAAAUGUCAAAAUUCAAACACUGAUUUUAAAAACUGGUAUCAUGCCAUUCAGGGUAAACUGAAUAAAAAUGAAAACACACACUCUGUAUUUCUGUAAAGAGCUGUCAGUGUUGAGUUUGUUAGUCCUUUCCUUUCCUAAUCUCUGUAUGGUUUUUGUGCAGACCUGAUGUAUUUGUUGCUCUUACCUCAUCGUGACAACUGGAGGGAGCUUGUGUGCUGCGUUCAAGGCACACAAACAGACUUGCAUGUGGUGGUUGGAUGAGCCGGUCCCGGCUUUGCUGUCAGAAGAAGCCGGGACCUUCUCCCAAAUCUCAAAUCAAUCAUUGUGCACUUGAACAACUCGGCUUGCAUGUGGACUAACUGUGUGAGGAUGACAUGUUGACUAUUGUUAAAUAUGCUUUUUUUGUGUGUGUCUAUUUGAAAGAGCAGAACUAAAAAAAGAAAAAAAAGACUAUAAUGUCAGAUCUAUUUAUAGUUGUCUCUGUAUUACUGGAGAGUUCUGUGUUCAGAUGUACUGUGUAUAUACAAUGUUGUACAUUACAGAGGUACACUUUUUUGGUACAAUAUUGUACAGUAAUAGCAAUAGUAGCUUAAUCAAAUAGGCCUUAUAUAAUUCUAUGUGUAGUUCUUGUAGUAAAUCUGUUUUUUAAUAAACACGCCUUGCUAUAAAGA
Oryzias melastigma (Indian medaka) is the source of this 6088-nucleotide messenger RNA. It is a transcript of the gene srgap2, whose product is annotated as SLIT-ROBO Rho GTPase activating protein 2. The record is from RefSeq and is a predicted model, not a curated record. Bases 715 to 4107 code for a protein of 1130 amino acids. Gene Ontology annotation, molecular function: protein binding. The transcript is spliced from 23 exons. NCBI's taxonomy places the organism in Eukaryota, Metazoa, Chordata, Actinopteri, Beloniformes, Adrianichthyidae. Gene Ontology annotation, cellular component: cytoplasm. Gene Ontology annotation, biological process: signal transduction; negative regulation of cell migration.